AUGGCUGAAACUGCCGUGCAACUACCUUAUCUCUCGUCCCACUAUGCAAUUCCCGAAACCACGCUCACGACGCUUACACAGGCUCCAACCGUGGAGCUUGUCAAUCAGCUCUUAGAAUCCAUCAACAAAAAGGCACACGAAUCCGACGAGCUCAAGUCUGAUAAGCUUCGCUUGGAGGUUGAGCUUGAGAAUGCUGUGCGCAGUAAUGAGUCGAAGGUGAAGGUUCUGAAGACCAACGUGGAGAAGGGACACACAGAGGUCGCAGACCUGAGGAAGAAGCUCCACGAUGCCGAAACCACUCGCGCCACACUGGAGAGCGAGAUCGCGACUCUCAAAUCAUCCUCCACAUCGACUGAAUCCGAAACCACAUCUCUCAAAUCACGAAUCUCAUCGCUUGAAGCUUCUAACCGAGACACACUCGCAUUGCUUGAAUCCAAAUCCGCGGCCCACGACAAGUUGGCUGAAGAGCUUUCUGCUCAGCACAAAAAGACCAUCGAAUUGCGACGUGAACUAUCUACCGCAGAGCAAAAUCUCCAGAGUGCCAACGCGGCCUCUGCCAGCGCACGCUUCCGUGAACAGAGUCUACAGCAGGAACUGGAUCUUACCAAGAAAAAUAACGAGUGGUUCGAGACGGAGCUGAAGACAAAGUCUGCUGAAUACAUCAAAUUCCGCAAAGAAAAGGGCGCUCGCAUCUCAGAGCUCCAACGCGAGAACGAGGAAGCAAACUCUACUGUCGAUUCCCUCCGACGCAGCGAGAUUUCCUUGAAGAGUCGCCUGGAUGAGACAGAGCAACGGUAUGAAGGUGCUCUGGCCAGCAUACACCAACUUAAGGAGGAAGCCAUCCAAACGACCGAGUCUUUCCGCAUUGAACUUGAUAGCUCCAACCGUCUUGCCGAAUUACAAGGAUCUGCUGCACAAACUGCUAAACAACGCGUGCAAGAGUGCCAGCUUGCUUUGGAGAAGACCAAGGAUGACGCUGCCCAAGAGAUUUCCCGCAUUCGCGUGGAACUCGAAACCGAAACAAAUGACAAGAGUACCGCGGAGCGUCGUAUCGCUGAGCUCGAGGUACUUGUUGCCCAACUCGAGUCUGGAACGGAGAGAGGCAGAUCUGCAAGCCCUUCACUUUCUACGAAUGGAGGACCCCCUAGCACUCCUAAGCGAACGGCCCUGUUACGGACCAGUGGCACUCCCAAUGGUUCAUUCUCUCCCCGUGCUUCUCUUAAUGGAAGAAGCCUCAAUGUUACCCAAAUGUACUCUGAGUAUGAUCGCAUGCGGACCAGUCUUGCUCAGGAGACGAAAGAAAAACAAGAGCUCAAGCAUGCUCUCGACGAAAUCUGCAUGGAGCUUGAUGCUACCAAACCUGAGAUUGAGGAGGGACGUGUGGAAUGUACCCGACUUGAGCAUGCAAUUGUGGAAAUGUCUAGCCUUCUUGAGGCCGCUGGAAAGGAACGUGAUGUUGCACAGAAGGAGGCGCGGAAGUGGCAAGGCCAGGUCGAAGGCUUGGCCCGCGAAGGAGACAUUCUUCGCCAACAACUCCGUGACCUCAGCGCAGAAGUCAAGGUCCUCGUCCUUGAAGUUGCUGUUGCCAAACAUGGUGGAGACUACGACCGUGAGGAACUUGAAAAGAUUGCUCGCGGGGAAGUUGAAGAGUCUGCAAAGGAAUUGAACGAGACUGGUCGCUUUAUCAGUCAGAAUCUCACAACCUUCAAAGAUCUCCAUGAGUUGCAAGACCAGAACAACACUCUUCGGCGCAUGUUGCGGGAGCUCGGUGACAAGCAGGAGGGCGAAGAGGCUCAGGCCAAGGAAGCUGCCCGCCAGGCAGAAAUCGACGAAUUGAAGGAGCUUCGCACACGAUCCCAGACCAACCGUGAUGAGAUCGCCAACCUCAGUGCACAGAUGCAGAGCUACGUCAAAGAGCGUGAUACUUUCCGCAGUAUGCUCAUGCACCGCAAGCGGAAUGAUGAAGAUCCCUCAAUCUUCUCCCAGUCCAUGCCUCUUGGUGCUGCCCCGGGCAGUGUCGAGUCUGGACCGGACUAUGCCGAUCUACUCCGGAAGGUCCAAGCCCACUUCGACACUUUCCGUGAAGAAACCACAACCGACCACAAGGCCCUUCGCCAACAAGUCAACGAGCUGUCCCGCAAAAACAGCGAGUUGCUUUCAGAUGUCAGCCGCUCAAGCAGCCAGCAUGCCGCCGCUUCCCAGCGUGCUGAGCUUCUCCAGAGCAACUUCAACAUGCUGAAGAACGAGAACGCCGAGCUCCAGAAGCGUUACUCUGCUCUCUUUGAGAAUGCGAACCGACAGGACCUUCGCACACAGCAAGCUGCUGAAGACCUCGUCGAGGCUAAGGGUCUUGCUGAGAGCUUUCAGAGAGAAAACGCCAACCUCAAGGCGGAGAAGGAUCUGUGGAAGAACAUCGAGAAGAGACUCAUCGAUGAUACCGAAAACCUACGCAAUGAGCGCGCCCGCCUCGAUUCCCUCAAUGGCAACCUUCAGACCAUUCUCAACGAACGUGAACACACCGACUCCGAAAGCAGACGUCGCCUUCAAGCUAGCGUGGAGUCCCUCGAAACCGAACUUCAAUCCACAAAGCGCAAACUCAAUGAUGAAGUUGAGGAGUCAAAGAAAGCAAACAUGCGUCGCGAGUUUGACCAUGAGCAAAGCCAGAAGCGCAUUGAUGAUCUGGUGACUAGCUUGAGUUCAGUUCGUGAGGAGCUGGUCGCUGCCAAGACUACUCGCGAUCACCUUCAGUCCCGUGUGGAUGAGCUCGCUGUAGAGCUGAAGAGCGCAGAGGAACGUCUGCAAGUGUUGCAAUCCCGACCCAGCGUCUCUGGUGCCUCCACUGGAGCGCCCACCGAGGGCCAAGAUGAUGAUGAGGGAUCGGGCCUCACGCGAGAGCAGGAACUUGGCAUCGAAGUUUCGGAGCUCAGACGUGAUUUGGAGCUGGCCAAGGGCGAGCUCGAACAUGCCAAGAAUCUGGCAGAAGACUACCAGGCUAUCAGUCAAGCCAGCGAAGAACGUCUAGAGUCUGCCACCGAGACACAGGACCAAUACCGCGAGGAAACAGAUCGCCUAGUUGAGGAGAAGAACACCAAGAUCCAGGAUCUUGAAACCCGGGUUGAAGAAAUCUCUGCUGAGCUCGCCGCUUCCAACGCCGAGAUGUCCAAGAUCCGCGAGGAGCAAGCUGAGGCACAGCAUCGUCUUGAUGAACAAAAAGCCGACUUCGAGUCCGAGAUCACACGCCUUAAAGAUGACAAUGAGCGACACGUUGCGGCUGCCCAAUAUCAUCAGGAAGAUUUGAAGGCUCAGGCUGAGAUUGCCCAGCACGCCCAGCAAAACUACGAAACUGAGCUUGUGAAGCAUGCCGAGGCCGCUAAGAACGUUCAAACCGUCCGCGCAGAGAGCAAUCAACUGAGACUCGAGGUCGCCGAACUAAAGUCUCAAUCGGAAACGUACAAAAGUGACUUAACUCAGAAGGAGACAAGUUGGGCAGAGCAACGAGCCACCUAUGAGGGUGAGCUCUCUGAACUGUCCAAGCGCCGGGAGGAAGUACUUCGACAAAACUCUGUCUUGCAUACUCAACUUGAAAACAUCACUGGCCAAAUCUCAGCUUUGCAGCGGGACCGAAUGAAUGUCCCAGACGAGCAAGAUGAAGAGUCCACUGCCCCCAAUCUUGAGGGACUCCAGGAGGUCAUCAAGUUCUUGCGACGCGAGAAGGAAAUCGUUGAGGUUCAAUACCAUCUUUCUACACAAGAAAGCAAGCGACUCAACCAACAGCUUGACUACACCCAGUCACAGCUUGACGAGAGUCGUCUAAAGCUUGAACAGCAACGCCGUGCGGCAGCGGACAGCGACCACAACGCCCUGAGUCACAACAAACUGCUAGAAACCAUCAACGAACUUAAUGUAUUCCGCGAAAGCAAUGCCACUCUUCGAAACCAGCUCAAGCAAACCGAAGCUGCGCGUGAUGAGAAAAUUGCUCGCGAGAACCAGCUUGUCCAGGAGAUCGAACCUUACAAGGCUAAAAUUCUCGAGCUAGAGAGUCAGCUUGAGGCUAAGGAUGGAGAAAUGCAACUUCUACAGGCCGACCGUGACCGCUACCAGCAGCGCAUUCAGAACAUUCUCCAGAAGUACGACCGUGUUGAUCCUACCGAGAUGCAAGAACUCAAGGACAAGCUCACCAGCCUUGAGACCGAACGUGAUGAGGUAGUUGCCGAACGUGAUAACCUCCAAAGUCAAAUGGAGUCACUCCAAACCCAGAUCGCAGGCUUCCCAGAGCAGCUUCAGCAACAUGCUGAUGAGCGACUGGGAGAACUGCGCUCUAGGCUCACCGAACAAUUCAAGGCUCGCUCUAAAGACCUUAGUGCACGCAACAAGGCCAAGCAAGACGAAUUGAAUGUUGCAUUGCAGGAGAAGGAAGUCAUCCAGGCAGAACUUCAGGCCACCCAGCAGGAAUUGGAGGAGCUGAAGUCUAAGAUGGCCGAGGCGCCUGUCACAGCUGUGGCACCCACGGCAUCGGCAGAGGAUCCUGUUUCAGCCCCCGUUGAAACUGAAGCUGUCCCUGUCAACCCCACCCCUGCUUCUCAAUUCCCAACAGCGACUGUUACGACCGUCGCUACUGGUGACGCCCAACUUGUCCAGGCCCUUGAGCAAAAGAUCCAACGUCUUGAAGCCGCCCUUGCGGAGAAGGAAGGUCUGCUGGCCGCCCAGGCUGGCGAGCAAGAUGCAAAGGUCAAGGAACGAUCCGAACAUCUCAAGGCAGUGUUCAACAACAAGUUGGCUGAGGUCAGGGCUGCCCAUCGCCAAGAAAUCGAGAAGUUGUCCGCCGGUGAACAGCCGGCUCCUGGAACCCCUGUGGCCGCUGCACCUGCGUCUGCCGAGGCACCCCCAGCAACACCAUCGAAAACAGUUGAGCUUGCUGGCUUCUCCAUUCCCAACCUGACUGAUGCUCAAGCCAGAGAACUCGUUGCCAAACAUGAGACAAUUCGCACCAUCGUCAGAAACAAUAUUCUGACUGGUAUCAAGCGGGAGCGGGAGAAGGCACAGCAAGAGGCGCAGGCCACUAGUGGUGCCAAUCAAGAAGCAUUGACUGGGCUUGAACAAAAAUCAACGGAGGAGAAGCAAGCCUUACAGCUUGCCCACGAGAACGAUUUGAAAGAGAAGAUUGCCUCUGCUCUCGGACUGGCUGAGAAGAAGACAGCUGCCCGCCUCAGUAUGUUGGAUACUCGGUUCCGAACAGCCAGUGCCAAGAUCGAAGUCGUACAAAAGGCCGCGACAGAAACGCCCCAAAAGCCUGUCGUCGAGGUGUGGGAAGUCGCCAAGUCUGCCCGGCCUGUUCCUCCCCCAGUUGCUGCUGCUAAGCCAGUUGCACCAACCCCAGCACCUGUGGCUGCAACUCCAGCCGCACCAGCCCCCGAAGCGGCGCCGGUAUCUCAAACCCCAGUGGCUGCCCCCGCACCCGCCCCGGUGCCAACACCCGCGGCUGAAACUGCCCCUGCUCCUGUAGCCCCCACAGCCCAGACAAGUCCCGCUGAGUUUCCCGCUCAAACAGGAGAGCAGCAGGCCAGUGCGCCUGUCAACCCAUUCGGCCAGUCCCAACAGGCUGAGGGCCAGCAGUCUUCUCAGCUGCCCAGCAAACCACCUGGUGGAAACCACGUUGGAAACCCAGGUCUGAUGCGAGCCCUCCAGUCCGGCCUACCUGUCGCAAGAGCCGGCCGUGGUGGCCGUGGCGGUGGCCAGCAAUUUGGCCAUGGCCAAGCACAGGGCCAACAAGCCGAGCAAAAUCAGCAAGGUCAACAGGCGCACGCUCAACGUGGCGGAGCCCAACGUGGCCGUGGCCGUGGAGGCCAACCCCGUGGAGGAAACCAGCAGAAUUUAAAUGCUUCCGCGCGCCAGUUCAUCCCCCAAGGCAAUAAACGCUCCCGGGAAGAUGGUUCAGAUGCCCCAUCUGAUGCUAGCGGCGGAAAAAGGCAGCGUGGCGGUGGUGCCCAGCAAGCUCGUGGUGGAGGCUCGUCGUGA
This is a messenger RNA of Penicillium salamii, 6015 nucleotides long. The record is from the annotation of a GenBank genome assembly. Lineage: Eukaryota; Fungi; Ascomycota; Eurotiomycetes; Eurotiales; Aspergillaceae.